AACACGAAGAAGUUUGUUUUGUUUACUCUAGAAGUAUAGACAGUUUUAAAACUUUAGCAUUUAUGUGUAGUAACUGGACAAUUCUGAACUUUGAUUGCAUUCGAAUAAAUGAAUCUAGAGAAGUGAGAUGGCGUUUGUUAGCGACAACCUUGAUCAGUGUAGUUUUUGCUACAAUAAAAACGAUCAGAAAUUCCAUCAUUUGCUGGUCCCUUCUCAGCAAGAGCAGAAGCUAAAACCAAUCCUUCUGAAGUUAAGCAGUUUCACUCCCCAGCUGAGCAGUUAUCUUAUAUGCGAUAAAUGCCGCCAUAAAUGCAUAACCAUCCAUGGCAUCCCCGAGAGCUGCUUCCAAAUUUUGCCCAUCGCCGAACCAAAUGACAUCAAGAUGGAACCAGAAUUAAUGAUUGAUGACAACGAUCCGCCGUAUAAUGAAAAUAUUUUUGAGAGAGACUCUAUCGUGGAUUUUGGGCCGAUCGAACAGGAUGACGAAAUGCAAAUCAAAAGCGCAAACGGAGAAGUAUUCUUCGUCAGCGAAGUGGACAAAGAUGGCCAUCGGCCAUUAAUUCCAAAUGCUGAAACAAAUACACAAAGAACAGUUGAAUUGGAUGCUACCGCGGAGGAAGGAGGGUUACCGUUUAAAUGUGAAAAGUGUGGUAAAACAUUAGUUUCAAAAGCCGGACUAAAACUGCACCUUCGAAUUCAUACGGGUGACCGUCCCUAUUCUUGUCCACAUUGUCCGAAGACGUUUGUAAGACCUUCAGUGCUCCAAUGCCACAUUCGAACUCAUACGGGUGAGCGUCCCUAUUCGUGUCCACAUUGUCAGAAGGGAUUCGCACAUAGUUCACAUUUUCGAAAGCACAUUCGAUCUCAUUCGGAUAAGCGUCCUUUUUCUUGUCCACACUGUCCGAAAGCGUUUAAGGAACCUUCAGCACUCCGAGAUCACAAUCGAGUUCAUACGGGAGAACGACCCUAUUCUUGUCUACAUUGUCCGAAGACGUUUACGAAAUCUAUAGAGUUCAAACAUCACAUUCGAACUCAUACGGAUGAACGUUUAAGGAAAAGUUAUUUGGAUUUGGACGAGAGUUUGAUGAAGGACCAGAUCCAAUUACAUACGGGAGAGGAACUACUUAAAUGUGAAAAGUGUGAAAAAACAUUUUUCUCAAAAUAUAGACUAAAAGACCACGCUAGGUCUCAUACGGACGAACGUCCCUAUUCUUGUCCACAUUGUCCGAAGGCGUUUAAAACAUCUUCAGUACUCCAACGCCACAUUCGAAUUCACACGGACGAACAUCCUUAUUCUUGUCCGCAUUGUCCGAAAACGUUCAAGGAACGUUUAUCACUCCGAGAUCACAUUCGAAUUCACACGGGAGAAGGUCCCUAUUCUUGUCUACAUUGUCCCAAGACUUUUAUGAAGUCUAGAGCAUUCAAACGGCACACUCGAACUCAUACGGAACCACCUAAAUGUGAAAAAUGUGAAAAAACAUUUGUCUCAAAAUAUAGACUAAAAGUGCACGUUCGAACUCAUACGGAUGAAUGUUCCUAACGGGGAUCUUCGUAGCAUCAAUUGUUACGUGUUCGCUUACUAAGCGAUCGAUCGUGAGUUCAAAACUCAGAGCCUUCAAUUGAUCAUUUUCGUGCGCUAAUAUAGUGGUGGAGAUCGAUUCACGGUCGGAGUCCUGGCCUCUCUCCAUCCACACAUGCUCUGCUGCUUGCAACAAGAUGCAUCCGACUGUUUUUGUUAUUGAUAAUACAACAAAUCUAUCAGCUGUCUCCGUUGUCCGCUCCAACUGAACAAUGGAACAGUAAGAAUACUUUUACACCGAAAAGUACAAUUUACCAUAUAUAUAUCGAUACGAUAAACAUCUCACAUGUACACGGUUAAAUCAAGCUCUGUAACAGCUGAAAUG
Molecule: messenger RNA, 1904 nt
Organism: Toxorhynchites rutilus septentrionalis
Lineage: Eukaryota; Metazoa; Arthropoda; Insecta; Diptera; Culicidae
Product: zinc finger protein 883-like
Exons: 13
Coding region: 128-1540 (470 amino acids)
Biological process (GO): regulation of transcription by RNA polymerase II
Molecular function (GO): DNA-binding transcription factor activity; RNA polymerase II cis-regulatory region sequence-specific DNA binding
Source: RefSeq, a predicted model, not a curated record